AGGCAUAAUUUAAAAUUUUUGGAAGCGUACAUACAACAAAAUUUCAUCUGGUUAUACUUUUUCUCUUCCCUCCAAAGCACAAUCUAUAACUCUGAGGCUUCCUAAUACCCUCCUAUCCCACCCACUCACAUAGGUAAAAUUCUGAGAAAUGUUGAAAUUACACGAUCUGUAUGGCCAAUCGUUUGCUCACGAGUUUCAGUUCACCAAUCCGGACUCCAUCAAGAAUGCGGUCAAGCGCUACAAUCAGCAGCGCGCUGCCGAACGGGACGAAAUCAAGAAGGACCGAGAGGUGCCUAAGGUGGCCAAACCGCGCUUCUGCAAGAUGCGGAACACGGGGCGCGAUGUGCUCAGCAUGGUAACAUCGCGCGACCAGGAUGUGGAGACGCAGAUCUCAUUGCACAUCCUCCCCGACACGCCGCACAGCAGCGGCAGCAGCAUGAAUAUAGUCGCCAAUAGCAAAAGUAACGGUCUAAAUUUGAUGCUGCCCGUGAAACGUUUGGCUGGCGGAGCAGAUGCCAUUGCCACGCCUACCAACAGCGGCCGAGCCAAGAUGCGCAUGCGCAAAACGAAGCGUGUGGCAGCCAAACAGCAGCCGAAACUAAUAGAUGAGUCCGAUUCCUAUGCCGCCCACAUUGAGGGACUGCAUCGACAGGUGUGCGCCGAACUGCAGUCCAUGGGCCAGGCGCAGGAGCAGGCGCAGGCGGAUCAAACCAAGCGCAAGUCGAAAACUCGGCGCAUGCAGCAGCAGCAACAGCAACUGCAGGCACAGCCGCAGCAGCAGUCGAAGAUUGCAUCCCAUCAGAGCCCACGCAAGCGCAAUCAAAAUCCGCGGAAGCGAAUGCACCCCGAUAACGCGUCCACAUACUCCGAGCCCGACAUGAUACUGCAGCGCCUGAAGCAGGUGCUGACUGAGGAGCAGAUGAACACAUCGCAUAAGGCAUCCUACCAGGCCCACUGGACGGAUGGCAUGCCCCAGUCCGGCCAUGGCAAUGCGUACGAUCCACUGAAUGGCGCCAAUUCCGAUGCCUGCCUGUACAUGAAGCAGCGACAAUCUGAGGAUUCCGAGCCACAGGAAGACAGCGAUCUGGAGCAGGAGUACGCCGACCGCCCCGACUACAUGCGCUACACACAGCGCGUGCCGCACAAUCACAGUGACCCGGAGGAUCAGCAGGAGCAGCAGGGCUGCUUCGUUGAGCUGGAUCCGCAUCCCAACUGGAUUAGUUUGCAGCGCAGCCUGAAGCCGAUGCUCUACACGUCCCAGCGAUCCGACACGGACAGCAGCACGCUCUGCGACCAGAAUGAAGCGCGUCAGCUGUCCGACAGUGUCAAGCCGACUAGGGCCAAGGGCGAGACGUUCCCCACCGUCUCGGGCAGAUCCCCGACCAGGCAACGUCAACGUAGCCGGCAGCAAUCACCAUCGAUCAAGUCCAAGUCGAAGCCCCGUAGUCCGAAAGGGACGCGGCACGCGAAGCGCAAGGCGCCCCAGCGGCAGGAAGUGACUGCACCACGGCAGCCAGGAGGCGGCGAAAGGGGUUCGAGUAUACUAACGGCGCCGCUGAAGCCCUCCGAGCAGCCCCACUUGGAUCUGUCGAUGCCAACUCUGGCGCCAAAGCGGCGCAAGGCGCGCGCCAUCAUCUGCACCCGAUCGCUGGAGAAUCUGAAAUUCCAAAAGAUGUCCAUCUACAACAAGAUCUCGCUGACACAGGAGCGCAUCAUAUCGGCCCUGGACAAGCUGCAGUGCAGCCUGCUGCAGCUGCCCCUGAUCCACAACAGCAGCCAGGAGAAACAGCGACGCGAGCGGAACGCAUUCAAUUUCUGUGUGCGAUUCUCUCGCAACUUUCUCUAUCCGCUGCGUGGCAUGAUCGAGGAUGUGCGGUCCACGCCGGUGGCCAGCUUCAAUAGCGCCGCCUCGAACGACGCCAGCCAGCGGGUGGUGUGCGUCUACGGGCUGAUGCACCACUCGAUCGGCCGGUAUCAGCGGCAGGUGCGCUACUUCCUGCUGGACAAGGUGCCGCAGAAGCUGAGCGCGCUCAUCGAGAUGAUGUACACGCUGACGAACGUCUGCCUGGAAAAGGGUGUGCUCGAUCGUCAGGAUCCGGUGGUGGAGUGCCUGCAACAGCGCUGCACCAGCUUCCUCACGUUCAUCGAGGACAUGCAGGAGCAGCGCUUCCAGCUGGCGCGCGAAUCCUACAGACGUCUCCAACGGCGUGCUUAUGGCGGUGGACAUGGCCAUGGACACGGACAUGGAUACGGACAUGCGCAUGGAUAUAUACAUGGUCAUGGACAUGGACAUGGACACGGACAUGGACAUGGACACGGACACAGACAUGGACACGGACACGGACACGGACAUGGACACGGACAUGGACAUGGCCAUGGACGCGGAUAUGGUGGGCCUCGCCAGGACAUGCACGAGCGAUACGAUCUGAAAAUGUGUCUCAACGAUUUAAAACUAUACGAACCGCGUCUGGUGCCCAAGGAACGCACCGACAAGCGUCGCCCUCGCAUCUGGCUGCGCAAGCCCAAGAUGCUUGCCGAAUCGCCCAAUGCCCCAAUCAUCCCUAGCAUAAUGCUAAGCCAGGGAUCCGAGGUGCCGCCCGAACAGCCCAGCGAAUACGUGCCAACCCACAUCGAGUGCGUCCAGUGUGGCGACAAUCGCGGCGAGCCAAGCAGCGAACCCGAGCAACCCGAGCAGCCCGGACAGACCGAACAGCAGGUAAAACCCGAACAGCCCGAGCAGUCGGACGAGCAUAACCGUCAGCUCUCGAAUAUAUUGGCACUGCUGCAGCAGCCCGGCCGGGAGAAGCGGGAGCUGCAUCAGCAGCUGCUCGAGGCCAUGGAGCAUGUGACCAAGUCGCAGGUGCGCGAGGUGCUGGACCCUCUGGUACGCUCCCUGGGCAACAUGUUGGAUAAGAAGCAUACAGAUGAAGCCCAAUGAGGAAUAGUCGCUGGCAGGAACCAAAGACUCAAUUCAAUAAAAUUGCACUUUUCGUUUUCGGUGAACCAAAUUGUAAAGUAGUUUAUUAGAGUGCAUAUGCAAGCGUAUGUAAAUGUUUCAAAUCGCUGUGGGAUCAAUAAAGCGUAUCGUUUUCAUAAAUACACCAA
This is a messenger RNA of Drosophila navojoa, 3105 nucleotides long. RefSeq lists its product as uncharacterized. The record is from RefSeq and is a predicted model, not a curated record. Lineage: Eukaryota; Metazoa; Arthropoda; Insecta; Diptera; Drosophilidae.